GCUGCUGCUCCCACCGCUACUGCUUGCGCUGCCACAACGAUAACUGCUACUAACACUGCCAACAACAGCAACAAUAAGAAAAAUAAUAAAAAUAUUAAAAAUAAAAAUAACAACAACAGCAAGAACCACAAGUGCCAGUUCACAUGAGCCGAGUGUGUUGGACUGCGGAACGCAAUAACGUAGAGCGCGCGGCGCGCAACGUCCAAGUUUUUGCAACAACUCCCACGACAACAAUAAAAAGAGAAGAGUGAUAGCGCGCGGCGGCACCACACAGCGCAAUCCCUGUCGUAUACAAAGUUAUUAUUAUUUUCGGGUUUACUUGCGGAAUUUGUUGUUGGGUUUUUGUUGUUGCACGCUGUUGCGUUAGUUUUUGUUUGUUUAUUUGCGCGACAUUGUGUUUGGUCGGUGUUGAAGCGCCGCGUAUAAAAUGAAAAUCAACUGUUCAUGUGAUUGCAAUUGCAGCGACCGCGCCUCGUGCAGCACCAACAUCACCGAUCGCCGUCCGAGCGAUAUAAUGGCCAAUGGUGAUUGCUAUCGCCGAUUGUCGAAUUCAUCGUCCGCAUUGUACGGCAGUUGUCCACAGCUAACGCAGCAUUGCGAUUUAAUACAGCAACAACAACAACAACCACAUUGUCCACACAUCAGCGCAAGCGAACAAGUAGCGCAACAAGCGAAACAGCAUUAUCAUUCGACACAUCAGCAAACACGUCAAUACUCGAGUUUAGUACGUACCCGCCCGUCGCGUAGUCCAGUGCUUUGCCAACAUUGUGCCGUGUGACGAAGGAAUAAUCAAGCCUGCACACAUCCCGAUAGGUCCACAGUCACUUGCGCGCUUACAUUCACGGCAGCGCGCAAACCGAAGCAUAGCUCCAAAGUCACAAAGGAGGCGAAUACCGUAGACGCGGCAACAGCAGCAGCGACGUCGACGAUAGCAAAAAACGCGUCUGCCGCGAAAUCAACUUCUUUGGCGUUUGUGUCCUACAAACCGACAACACUCACACCGAAAAUCAACAGAGCGCAACAAUUGCAAGAGGAAUUUACAUCGUCCAUUGCCACACCGGCCGUGACCGCGACGCGUUACUUGUGUCAACGCUGUAGAUACAACAAUCAACCAAUCACUUGGUGGGUCUCUUGCCCGCGCCUCUCCAAUUUGGGCUCGAGUCUGAGUCUGCAACAAAGCACCGCUGCCGCAACGGAGCCACAACAACUACAACAGCAAGCAAAAAUUCCAGCGCCGACAACACAAGCAAUACCACUGGCGCGCGUCGCCGGCAGCAACUACGAUUAUCAGCAACAACAACAACAACAGCGUCCUUUACCCGCGCCACCAAUAAGCAACGCAACGCGCGAAGACCCGCCCACGCCAAGUGACAGCAACAGCAGCAGCAACAUGGCUACCACAGCCACCGCAAAGAAGACCGUCACGCGCCAACAACUCUAUGGUUCCAAUCGUUGUCUGCGGCAGCAAUCAAGUGUCCAUUAUCCACUCGAUCAUGGCGGAAUGCAGCCGACACAUGUUGGUGGUGCCAGCGGCAGCACGCUGAAACGUCAGCCAUGCGCGCUCUCGCAUUCGCGUUCCAUUACCGCGCUACAAAAUAUGGAUCUCUAUGGCAGCUAUGCAACAUUGCCAUCGUCAGCAGCCGCCGCACCGUUGGACACACCACAACGCGCGUACUGUGCGCGUCAUUUGCCGUCUGCUGGUGGUGGUGGUGGUGGUGCGGGUGUGAGUGGCAGUCACACUUGGCACCCGAGUCAGUAUGCCGCAGCGACACCUUGCUGUCAUCUAUACAAUGCCAACCAGGCAACUGCGGCGCCUACAUGCAUGUAUGCUGGCAGUGGGAUGGGCCACACAUGCCAGCAGCAAGCGCCUCCAACGCACCCACAUCAACAGCAACAACAGUAUCCACGCGCUGCGCUACUGCAUGACAGUCAUAAACCUUUGGUGCCCAACGGCUGUUAUUUCGGCCAUGAACACACCACACAUUUGACCGAUGAGGAGGAUUCGGCAUUUCCGGGUUUCCAUGAUCGUGAAUUUCACAUGCUGCACCGAAAUAUACCGGCCUUGCGGCGUACCGGUGUUGACACGGCAGGAAUUAGACAGUAUUUCUAUCCAGAUGGCGGCUGGGGUUGGAUCAUAUGUGGCAUAGCCUUUUUGGUGCAUAUACUAACUACAGGUUUACAGCUGUCAAGCGGUCUAUUACUCUUCUAUGCCAUAGAACAUCUGAGAGACUCCAACGGCAUUGAGUGGGUCGGUGCUUUAAACUGGUCAAUUUCUAUGUUACUAUCACCGUUUGUGAUCACAUUUUGUCGAAAGAAAUCGACGCGACUGAUGGCAGUGGUCGGUGGUCUAGUGCUACCGUUAGGCAUACUAUUUACCUCCUUCGCAACGGAGUUGGGGCAAAUAUUUUUUAGUUAUGGUAUUGUUUUUGGUGUUGCGGUGGCCAUGGUUCGUGAAUCGUCCACAAUAAUGUUAGGAAAUUAUUUUAAGCGACGUAGGCAAUUUGUCGAAAUGGUCGCUAUGUCUGGCGAAGGCGUGGGCAUAUCGAUUUUCUCUGUGAUACUGCGGGAGGGUGUUGGCAAUGCUGGUUGGCGUGUUGGUCUCCAAAUUGUUGCCGGCCUUGUAGCGGUUAGUUUCUUUAUGGGUUUAUUAUAUAGACCCGCAUCACUAUAUCAUCCCCAAAGGCGCGCCAUACAACAUUUGAAAAACCAGAGAAAAAAGAUGCAUGAGAACAAAUCAAGAGCUGUGGUCACAACAGAACAGAAAACAGUCCGUUAUUUAUUUAUCGACAUAUCACCCUUUAAAUCAACUAAUGUGAAAAUACUACUCGUAUCAGCUGCUGUGGCGGCGUUAGGGAUUUACACGCCCAUGAUCUCAAUGACCUUGACUGUCGCCAAGGAGGGCCCCGAUAUAGAAGACUUAGUACUGCUACAGACUUUUUUAGGCGUCUCUACCACAAUCGGCGUAUUUAUAGCCGGUACAAUAUUGCGUAAGACUUUUAGAAUAGGUAGCUUCUUAAUAACCUCACAAAUUGUGUCUCAGGUAUUUAUUGCGUUGGUAGCGAUUUCGAUAUUGAGCCUGUCCUUCGUCGUAAGUUUUCGUUGGUUUUGUAUACUCGGCUGGAUGUACGGCAUUGGUUUCGGCGGAUUCCGUUAUGCCUUUAAAAUACUAACACUGGACCGAGUUAAGGUGAAACAGUUCUCAAAGGCAUGGGGGCUCAUCAAAGGCGCCGAAUCCCUACCGGUGCUCAUUAGCAUACCGCUGACCAGUUUCCUGAACGAUUACUCACUAAAUUAUGGACGCGCUGGUUAUUUCAUUUGCUCAGCAGCCGCUGCUAUUGGCGGUAUCAUAAUAUUCUUCAUGACUUACACAACCGUGGAGCAGGAGAUCAGCAGUCAGGGCAAUAAUAAGAAGCAUGGCAAUGGCGCUAUACCGACGCUACGUCCUUUUCCACAAUACUGCAAACUACAUGGCUUUCAUGAGCCCGUGGUGGACUUUAAUGUCUACAAUGGCUGUGAUUAUCCCGCGCCCGAUUUACUAAUGAGUCGCAGUUGUGUGAGCCUGAAUCAAGUGGAUUUCGAGAAUCUCUGUCGCAAUAAUGCCUACUGUGAUCGCUGGCGUAUGCCAAGCGUGCACAAAUUGCAAAACUGUGCGGUACACGGUGCGGCUGCGGCACGAGGUCGUGGCCAUAUGGCGGACAUGAGUCGACCGCAUAGUCCACACUAUGACAUUGAGCAGGGUUAUGCGAGCAUGGGACGCAGCAUGGGCAAGCGACUGCAGAAGAGCUUGUCCUUCAUACAAAAUCCUUACUGUUGUAAUGGACAAUGGUAUUGCAAUUGCCAUGACAACUAUCAGUGGGCGCAGACAUCACCAAGAUCGCAUAUACAUCAACCGUUACUGUGCACCUGCAAUCAGGGCUCCACAAAUUAUUUGCAAAACUCGCGUAGUCGUAGUGUUCCUGAAGGUCUCUCCACCAUCGGCAAUCAGCUGUGCAGAUGCAAGACAAUGGCAACCCCAGCAGCGACGACGACAUCGCGUCUCGGUUCUUCCACUGCCUUAUCACGUGAAGUUAUCUACUUGCCGCGUCAUGAUCACGACUACGACUUCACGUGUCGGCAUCAUCAAAGGGGCGUUGGCGCAGCAGCGGCCACAGCAACGGCGGCGGCAGUCGCCGCUAUACACGGUGCCGCUACAACACCGCGCUACCGCCAUCGACGCUCACAAUCGCUCUCCAAACCACUACAAUAUGUUGAACAGAUAACGACAUCAGUGUAGGUGAAUAAUUAAUAAUUAAUAAGCGUUAGAUAGAAGAAAGUCAGUUACUGCAAUAACUGAUAAUAGGCAAAGGUUCAAGGCAUUUAAGACGAUGCACAAGCGUUGAAAAUGUUUUCUUAGAAGAUUCGUGGUUUAUUUGAAAACAUAUAAUAUGUAAGCCGUAAGAAUUCAAAGGAAGGAAAGUAAUUGAGAGAUCGUGAAUACCAAUAACCGAACGGAAUGUUAAGCUCAUUUACUAAGCUAGAGGUUAUAUUGUCCAAAACUUUUUGUGUUAAGUUUAGAACGCUUGUAUAUACUCGAUGUCGCUUAUUCUCCGGAAUCUUCUACACCAAUACUAUCCUUUUGGAGUUUUGUUUUCGAGUUUAGUAAAUUUGAUUCAUCAGAGUCUAAAAAAUAGUGCUUAUAUCCGAAAAUUUCGUUUUUGAAAUGUAAGGAGAUCUAAAGAUUUACAUCUGGUUGCGACUUCUUGGAGAUUGAACAAAUUACUGAAGGCUUUGGAAGCCAGACCUAAUGGGGAAUUUUCACGUUUGAGCGAAAAAAGCUCAACAACAAAAUCAGUUACCGCUUCUAAAGCAAUGCUGUAUAUGUUUUCUAAAUGUUUUUAAGCAAAAAAAAAAAAUAAUAAUAAUAUGUCGUUUACUUUUUGUUACCACUGUAUCUGUCCAGACACGUGCAUUGUCGACAAUGGCCUUGAAGGUAGCAGAUAAAAGAUGUGCAUUGUAAAAAAUAAAAAUAAAAAAUUCUAAACUUUUAAGCGAAGCAUGAAAACAAAAAGUAUUCAAGAAAAGCUCGCGGUCUACAUACUAACAGGUACAGACAGUACAUAUAAGCAUGAGUGCAUGUUUAAAGAAGAUCUGAUUCACGAAUGUAUUUACACUUCUAGUCUCUUAGAAACUAUAAUUUCACUUUUUCUCAACAAAAUAAAAAAUAAAGAAAAAUGUUGCUAAUGUAAUUUUAUAUAACGAAAUACAUACAUACAUAAAUAUAUACUUCUAAACAUACAUAUAUACAUACGAGUACACAUAUAAGUGAGGAAAAAACUAAAAUUUGCAAGAGAGCAUAAAAAAUUCUACAAACUACAGAAAUAAAAAUAAAAAAUUUAAAUACAAAAAUGUAUAAACUUAUAUACAUACUUACUUAUACAUACAUACCUAUAUAUAGGAGCAAUGUACUUUUCGAGUAUUAUUAAUAAUGCAUUAGCAUUUGAAUAGUCAAUCAACUAACGGAGAACAAGUGAGAGCAAAACUUUUACAACUACAUUUUAUACCUUCACCAUUACUACCAACAACAACAACAACCGUAACAAAAACGAAAAACAACACCACCACAACCCGUCACAUCACUCAACCCCACUUAGAGCCUAGUACCCUAAUGCCCCUAAGGAGUUUGAAAGCUUUAUCUCAAUAGUUUGUAUGUAUUUAGUAGAUAAAUUAAAGAUUAAAAAUUAAAAAUUAAACAUUUAAAAAAAUAACUCAAAGCAUAAAACUAAAUAAAUUAGAUACGAAAAUUUAGAAAUAUGUUCUGGCAACUCGUAAAUUAUGAAUGAAUGAAGCGAGCAAUUAAAUCAAUGUUGUAUGUGUAUGUGUGUGUAGUUGUAGUAUAAAUAUUUAAGUAUUGGUUUUAGUCAAUUUAGUUGUAAUUAGGAAAAUGUAUUAGUGUAUGUGUGUGUGGUUUCAGUUGUGUGAUUGAGCUGUGUUUUCAAAGUGUAGUAGAAAUACUUAUAAAAUCAACAACAUUACAACAACAAUAAGUUUGCAUUAAGUUCAACGGGAAGCCAAUUACACACAGCGCCACAAACUAACUGCUGAGCGCAAAUAAAGCCAACAAAUAUUAGCAUCUACAGUGGAGGCCAGCAAUAUGCGUACGAAGUAUAUGCUUGUCAGAAAUUUAAAACUUUUGUGCUUAAUUGACGUUUUGCUGAUAAUAAUUUAUGGAAGAAAACUUUUUUACCAUUUAUAAAAAUAUUAUUUAAAUUAGAAACGUUUAAAAAAAAUCACGAAAAAAUUUACAAUUUAAAUAGUAUACAUAUAAUAAAUAAGCAGAACAACAUU
Bactrocera oleae (olive fruit fly) is the source of this 6324-nucleotide messenger RNA. RefSeq lists its product as uncharacterized. Lineage: Eukaryota; Metazoa; Arthropoda; Insecta; Diptera; Tephritidae. Gene Ontology annotation, biological process: transmembrane transport. The record is from RefSeq and is a predicted model, not a curated record. Gene Ontology annotation, molecular function: monocarboxylic acid transmembrane transporter activity. Gene Ontology annotation, cellular component: membrane.